CACUUUAUCUUGUGAGCGCAUUCCGUAAGUGUAAGAACACGUGGGAUAACGAAGGCAAGCCCGUAUUCGAGUUCGAUUAGUAUCAAUAACAAUGGACCCAUAUGUCGAAGAGGCGAUGGACAAAGUUGCAGAAUUACAACAGCAAACGCAUUUUUGCAUCAAUAACUAUGCUUACCAUCAUAAAAACAACGAAUUUGAUGUUUUGCGACAAAAAGAGAAGCAACUCCGGGUUAGCGCAAUAUAUCUUAAUGAAUUUCUGGGAACGUUAAGUGAUUUUCAAAGAACUAUUUCCGAAAUGAACAACAAAUGUGAUGAGAUAGAUGUAAUUUUAUCAAAUUUAGAAAAAAGUGAUGGUGAGAGCGGUACCGAUAAUAAUAAGGAAAAUAUAUUUGUAGAGAAAAAUAAAGUUAAUUAAAAAGGU
Ceratitis capitata (Mediterranean fruit fly) is the source of this 421-nucleotide messenger RNA. RefSeq lists its product as uncharacterized. The coding region runs from base 92 to 415 and encodes 107 amino acids. The transcript has 2 exons. The record is from RefSeq and is a predicted model, not a curated record. Lineage: Eukaryota; Metazoa; Arthropoda; Insecta; Diptera; Tephritidae.